CUCCAAAAGCAAGUGCGACCCAAACCUCUCAUUAGCACAUAUUAAUACAGCUUUGACGUCUGUUGGUUCCAUAACGUGCAAGCUGGUUCGUGCCCAGCCCAGACGCUCACGCUCUCAGCUACCUUUUCGGCUUGUGUUAGCAAAUGCAGACUGGGUUGGUACAGCGGGGUGCGGGGUUGCGCGUUGCUGGGCAGCAUCGGCGGAUUGCAGCGCCUCCCCGCGUUGGCGAGCAGCGAUCCUCUCAUAUUUGCAGCGCAAGUGCAUCUGCAAAUGUGGGGCCGUCGACGUCAGGCAAUGCUGGGCCACUUCAGCUCGCGCAAGCGGUGGGCUUGGUCCUUGACAACGCGCGCCGGGGCCUCGUCCUUAAGGCCCUGAAGGCGAAUCGGUCAAUGCGACGUCAAUUCGACAGCGCAAUCCUUGCCGACAACAGCUCGAUGGCACAGCCGGGUCUGGCUGUGCCCCUGCUGGCUGCGGGCUUAGCGAUUCCCCCGGUUCCCGGCAACGGGGUGGCUGACCUGCUCACCAACCGCGUCUUCCUGGUCGGCUUCUGGUCCUGGUUCUCUGCUCAGUUCCUCAAGAUAUUUACGAAACGUUUUAAGAAAGGCGUCUGGGACCUCGGGGCGAUGCUGGAGUCUGGCGGCAUGCCCUCCUCACACUCGUCCCUGUGCGCGGGCAUCACGACGGCCAUCGCCAUCCAGCAGGGGCUGGGCAGCCCCCUGUUCGCGGCCUGCCUGUGCUUCAGCGUCAUUGUCAUGUACGACGCCAUGGGUGUCCGGCGGCAUGCAGGCAAGCAGGCGGAGGUGCUGAACAAAGUGAUUGACGAGCUACUGGAUGACGACCACCCCAUGGGCGAGGUGAAGCUCAAAGAGGUGCUGGGGCACACGCCGCGCCAGGUGGUCUGCGGUGGCCUGCUCGGCCUGGCGGUGGGCCUGUUCUUCCCGGCGUGCUGAGCAGCAGGCGCCGCGCGAGCAGGCGGGUUACAGCCACAGGCAAGGAGGCGCAUGGUGGAACUUGGACCUGGAACCGAAAGCCGUAGCGGGCGAGGUGCACGGACGCGGUCACCGGAUGUGCACGUGGGUGUGCACCCAGGGUGCUCAGGCGUAGGGGCUUCGUCUCGUGUGAGGAGUGGUAAAAUCAUCGAUGCCGCGCUGCCUAGCUGGUGGUGGUGAUGGCCCUGUUGGGCGGCUUAGUGGAGAGCGUUGGCAGUACGUGCGCUCGUGUGAGCAGCGUAAGCGUCUUGGGGAAUGGGUCCGGUGUGGGAUGCGGAUUGGAGCUAGGCGUGGGCGUGCGCAUCGCACAACACGCGUGAGCCGUCUACGCUGGAUACGAUAGCGAAAUACGUGCCAUGGCAAUUACUGCCCUCCCUGAACCACCGUGGGAGAAUGGGAGGGAAGUGCGGAAACGCAUCGACGUCCCACGAGCGGAAAGGGACGGAGGGCGUCAUCAUGCGUGGCUUAGCCGGUAUAGUAUACUCGAAAUCCUCGGCAUUGUAUGUCUGUGCGUGUUAUCGGUUAGUGAGUGCGUUUGCGGAGAGGGGUUGAACUGUUUUGGGUGUCGUUGUGGAGGGGGCAUCGAGGCCUGCGUCGCUGAGUUUGCAUUCGCUACCGCCUCGCGUGGAAGCACCUGGUCUGCGACAGUGCGAAUCACUGCACCGCAAUGAAGAAAGACAGCAUUUCAUGAACUGCAGCUGUAAUCUGAG
Messenger RNA from Chlamydomonas reinhardtii, 1699 nucleotides. RefSeq lists its product as uncharacterized. The coding region runs from base 390 to 950 and encodes 186 amino acids. Lineage: Eukaryota; Viridiplantae; Chlorophyta; Chlorophyceae; Chlamydomonadales; Chlamydomonadaceae. The transcript is spliced from 6 exons. The record is from RefSeq and is a predicted model, not a curated record.